CGCCCGGGCCCCUCCAGAACGGCGUUCUCAGGUGCAAGGCGAUAAUGCAAAGUGCUCUGUUCCUGGCUGUCCAGCACGACUGCGGACCCAUGGACAAAAACGCUGGCACCGGGCCCAAGAACGAGGAGAAGCGAGAGAAGAUGAAGCGAACCCUAUUAAAAGAUUGGAAGAGCCGUUUGAGUUACUUCUUGCAAAAUUCCUCCUCUCCUGGGAAGCCCAAAACUGGCAAGAAAAGCAAACAGCAAACCUUCAUCAAGCCUUCUCCAGAGGAAGCCCAGCUGUGGUCAGAAGCAUUUGAUGAGCUGCUAGCCAGUAAAUAUGGUCUUGCUGCAUUCAGGGCUUUUUUAAAAUCUGAAUUCUGUGAAGAAAAUAUUGAAUUCUGGCUGGCCUGUGAAGACUUCAAAAAAACCAAGUCACCCCAAAAGCUGUCCUCAAAAGCAAAGAAAAUAUAUACUGACUUCAUAGAAAAAGAAGCUCCAAAAGAGAUCAACAUAGACUUUCAAACCAAAACUCUGAUUGCCCAAAACAUACAGGAGGCUACCAGUGGCUGCUUCACAACUGCCCAGAAAAGGGUGUACAGCUUGAUGGAGAACAACUCUUAUCCACGUUUCUUGGAGUCAGAAUUCUACCAGGACUUGUGUAAAAAGCCGCAGAUCACCACAGAACCCCAUGCUACAUGAGAUGAAAAUGGGAGCCCAGAAACGGAGGACAUUUCAUUUUUUUCCUAAGGGGAAAGGCUGUCACCUGCCGAAAAGACUUGACCUUGAAUUCAGCCUGGGUGUUCAGGAAACAUCACUCAGAACUAUUGAUUCAGAGCUGGGUAGUGAAUCAGGAAGCCGGUCGCCACGUAGGAGAAGCUGGUACUGGGACAGAGUCCGUAACUGAUGGAGCACAAGAGAGAGAGUUUGGUCUAAAUGUGGUGUGUCUCACACUGCAAAAGCAGAAGCUUGAGACUGAAAGAUAGCGAAGUAACACUAUUGGUCCAGAAGCAUUUACAAUCAAUAGGUCUGGGAUUAUGUGGCCUUAGCUAGCUGGCUGUACAUCUUUCCCUAAAUCAGUCCUUGUUACCACAUAGUGGUUUAGAUGUAGUUUCUUUAGUUUUAGGUAAUAUAUGUUUACUAUGUGCAAGGGUAUUGAAGUUCCUAUGACUACAGAUCAUUAGUACUGUUGUCUCACAUAACUCUAAAACUGAAACGACCUGUGUUUGAACUGUCAAUUGCUGUCUGUACUAGAAUGAGUGCUUCUGUGUAGAAAAUGACAAUGUCCAUUAUGAGUGCCAAAAACUGUCCUGAUGGCAGCUAAACUUUGAAGUGGUCUUUGAAUACUUUUAAUAAAUUUAUUUUGAUAAAUAAUA
Messenger RNA from Cervus elaphus (red deer), 1354 nucleotides. It is a transcript of the gene RGS2, whose product is annotated as regulator of G protein signaling 2. Lineage: Eukaryota; Metazoa; Chordata; Mammalia; Artiodactyla; Cervidae. The record is from RefSeq and is a predicted model, not a curated record. Bases 45 to 680 code for a protein of 211 amino acids. The transcript has 5 exons.